AUGGUGCUAGUUCAGAUAAUAUCAACAGGAAUGACAAUUGCAUACAAGUUGGCAAUCAAUGAUGAAAUGAACUUGAGGAUUCUAAUUGCAUAUCGAUCUAUCUUUGCAACAAUUUUUAUCAUCCCCAUUGCGUUUUUUGUCGAAAAGGGUGCCAGGCCAAAGCUUACAUGGACCAUUCUCUUCCAAUCUUUUCUCUGUGCGUUAUUCGGGUUUAGUUUGUCUCAAAAUAUGUACAUAGAAAGUAUGCAUUUGACAUCGGCAACCUUCCCCGCAGCUAUGACAAAUCUGAUUCCCGCAAUAACUUUCACAAUGGCAGUAAUUUUCAGGCUUGAGAAGUUGCGUUUCCGGUCACUUGAAGGUAGACUGAAGGUUGGAGGGACGGUACUUGGAAUUGGAGGAGCGAUGUUUUUGACAUUCUAUAGAGGUUUAGAGCUUCCAAUGUGGUCAUCCGAUAUUUUACACAUUGAACACGGUUUGGGACGUGUUUCUGGAAUAAAACCUCUCGGGGCGAUUCUCUCUAUUGGAAGUUGCGUGUCUUAUUCAUUAUGGCUCAUUAUUCAGACGAAACUUAGCCAGAGUUACCCCUGUUACUACUCCAGCACAGCCUUGAUAGUUUCUAUGGCAUCGGUUCAAUCCGCUGGCUUCGCCUUAUGCACCGUUAGGGACUGGUCAGAAUGGAAGCUCGGGUGGAAUGUUCGGCUAUUUUCAGUGAUUUACUCGGGAAAUUCACCAGUAGAAGACAAUCAUGAUUCAAGUGCAAGAUCAUAG
Papaver somniferum (opium poppy) is the source of this 768-nucleotide messenger RNA. Its product is annotated as WAT1-related protein At1g25270-like. The record is from RefSeq and is a predicted model, not a curated record. NCBI's taxonomy places the organism in Eukaryota, Viridiplantae, Streptophyta, Magnoliopsida, Ranunculales, Papaveraceae. The coding region runs from base 1 to 768 and encodes 255 amino acids. Gene Ontology annotation, cellular component: plasma membrane. Gene Ontology annotation, molecular function: transmembrane transporter activity. The transcript is spliced from 6 exons.